GAAUAAAAAGGAGAAAAAAAAACAAAAGUAUAAUUGUUAUCUUACAAAAAAAAAAAAUAACUUGAGCCCUUGCACACUUGGAGUUAAAAUUGUGUGAUUACUCGAAGUCGUCCGUUAUUGGAUUAGUAAUGGUUAAAUUUUUCUCUUCUCACUUGAAGUUAUUAAAAUAUUUUUGUUCCCGGAUUUAAUGGGUGGAGCGCGCCCAUUUAAAUCAAUGCCUCAAUGAAGUUUUUAAAACAAAAUGGUUCGAGAGACCCGAAACAGUUUUGGUCAAAAUUCCGAAACACAAAUACAACAACCACGUAAAGAGAGCAAAUUGCGUAGGGAUCAUGCUAAAAGGUCUGAAAACAUUUCAUCGCCUACUUCAGGAAUAAAGAAUAGUGGACAAGUUGAAAGGAGUUCACGUUUAGUUACUGAAGCUGAUUCCUCAACAAAACGAUCAGUCGCUUAUAAAAAUACUUUUCAAGCACCAUCGGAAAGUACUUUUGACUAUUCAACAGAAUUACCUGUUAAUAUUGAACAUAACAGAGGUAAAACAUCAGAUCGUCUUCAUAAAAAUAGCCCAACAGCAACAGUGACGGAAAGAUCUAAUUUUGGUGAUAUUGAUACAAACAAAAUUUGUUCACCGCCGUCAUGUUACAAUGCUGUUACAAAUUCGAACGGUCCUGGUGGCAAUGGCUUUGCCGCCGUCUCAUCAGCAGAAGAAAACAACAUCUCUUGCAACAAACCACCUGUCCCUUCAACUAUAUACGACAACGCUAUUAAAUUGGAUGCUUCAGCAUCCUCUAAUAAAAUGUCAGCAAUAAAUCCAAUUGCGUUAAUCAAUAAGGGCAUUAAACAAAAUACAUAUAAAAAUUUACGGUCCGGUUCGAUAUCACCAACUUCAGUUACAGCAAUGAUGGCACUGACAUCAUCAGCGAAUAGUAGUAACUGCUGUAGUACAAUCAAUAAUAGUUACGGUAAUAUAGGUAGUAAUAACAACAAGAUAUCUAUAAGCAGUAUAGGACGUACAAGUUCCGCGAUAAAUAGCGAUGACAGUGAGAGUUCAAAUACAUCGACUCUAGUUGUUGCCACAAAUGUUACAUCUACUGAUAGUAACAUAAUUGAACCCAAUGCAAAUAACACUAUAUCCUCUUCAAAUUCAACAGUUAUAAUAAAUAGUAUAGUCCCUCAUAAUUCACCUAAAGUUAAUUCGCACAGACGAAGCACCAUAUCAUCAAGUCGGUCUCAUUCGCGGUCACCAAGCAGUUACAGUUCAUCACAGAGCUCCUCCUCUUCAAAUUCAUCUCACUCACACGAUUUCAGUCCCCUGUCAAAUAAUGAUCCGGCUUUGGUUGCUGCUUUAACAACUAAUUCAACAGCCCUACAUUCGGCAAUAUCAUCAUCAAAGAGUUUAAGAAAUCUACAGUCAACAGUUAUUACACCUAUUCACGGUGGUACGUCAAAUCCCAGUAACAGCACAUGUGGUGGUGUUAAUAGUAGUAGCAGUAGCAGUAGUAGUAUUAGUUCGUGUUCCACCUCAAAUCCUAUAGUACACACGGAAGAUAACCGGCCAUUAGCUAUUCGUGUACGAAAUUUACCUGCAAGAUCAUCAGAUACAUCUCUUAAAGAUGGUCUAUUUCAUGAAUAUAAAAAGCAUGGCAAGGUUACAUGGGUUAAAGUUGUUGGCCAAAGUUCAGAAAGAUAUGCGCUUGUCUGCUUUAAGAAACCUGAUGACGUGGAAAAAGCACUAGAGGUUUCACAUGAUAAAAAAUUCUUUGGUUACAAAAUUGAAGUGGAACCAUAUCAAGGGCAUGAUGUUGAAGAUAAUGAAUUUCGUCCUUAUGAAGCUGAAUUAGACGAAUAUCAUCCAAAAUCGACACGUACUCUUUUUAUUGGUAAUUUAGAGAAGGAUAUAACGUCUAGUGAAUUGCGGAGUCAUUUCGAAUGUUUUGGAGAAAUCAUUGAAAUUGACAUUAAAAAGCAAGGGGUGAAUGCAUAUGCAUUUUGUCAGUAUUCGGAUAUUGUUUCUGUUGUGAAGGCAAUGCGUAAAAUGGAUGGUGAACAUUUGGGAAACAAUCGUAUUAAAUUGGGGUUCGGUAAAUCAAUGCCAACAAAUUGUGUUUGGAUAGAUGGUGUCAGUGAGAAAAUUUCCGAAUCACAUUUACAGUCUCAAUUUUCUCGAUAUGGAACUGUAACCAAAGUCAUUAUUGAUCGUGUGAGACAGUUGGCUUUAGUACUAUAUGAACAAAUACAGUACGCACAGACAGCUGUGAAAGAAAUGCGUGGAACAACAUUUCGAGGGCGUAAACUGCAAAUUGAUUUUGCUUCCCGUGAGUGUCAGGACGCCUUCUAUGAUAAAUUAGAAAAGCAAAAUACAGGAACUCGGUUUAACCGUUAUGAAUUACAAUCACGCUCUCGAGCCUCUUCAUUUAGUCGCCACCAAAAUUCGAAUGAUGGGUGUUCACCCAAUAAUACACCAAGCAGUAGUAGUAGUAGCUGCUCAGGUGUUGUUGUAUCUACGCUACCGCCAGCUCUAGUGACUAAUGUUUCGAAUAAUAAUAACUCAGCAAUGCCAGACAGCUUUUGUGUUUGUCCUUCUAUUUCUGUACCUCUUAAUCUUUCAACAAUAUCUGGAAACACAACUACAACACGUAGUCGUGGAUCUCGUAGUUCGCGCAUCGCUUUUGAACUUGAUCAUUCGGAGGCACGACGAUUUAGAUCGAACGAUGAAUACAGUCAAGGUUCAUGUGCAUCGCAUGAUGAAGAUGCAGCGCAGAAUCUUUAUGGUAGUAAUAGUUUACGUUCUGAUUCGCCUUUACUUCUUCGUCUUGGACCAGUCGUGAGUAGCUCUACAACUGGUGCAAAUAUUGAAGGGCUUGAAAUAACUUUCAAUAGUAAUAAUGCACGUCGUUGUUGUGAUAAAAGUCCAUCUCAACAAAAGGGUGAUAUACGAAUUUUACAAAGGGAACGUUCGCAUUUAUUAGAUCAGUUAGAUGAAUGUCCGUCAAGUGAUGAAAAUGUUGUAAGCCCAAGAAAACGGAUGAAAAUAGAUCAUCACUUUACAAAUAUAUCUAAAGAACUGAACCAGCCCCAUUUACAAGAUGUGAAUAGUAGUGAACAUUCUGAAAAUAACUUAAUUCCUAACUGUGAUGUAAAUUAUUUGCUCGAUUUUUCAUAUCGGAAAAGUGAUGUACGACAUCUCUCUGAUAUAAAUAGUUUAUAUCAACAGUUGCAUAACACUCAUCAUCAGGUACAACAGGAACAUAAUAAACCACUACAUGAACUUAGUCAUCGACCGUCCAAAGAUAUUACAACAUCAUCAAAUUUACCCCCAAAUGCAACUUCUACUUCGUCCACGCGACAUGAAGGUGUCAUUAGUAAUUCAUCUACCAGUGAUAUGUAUUCACAGCACCUCAUGUCCGCUUCGAUAACAUCAUCGCAAGCAGCAAAUAAAAGACGUCGAGUUGUCAGCAGUAAUGCUAGUAGCAAUAUGUCAUCGGUUUUGCAAAUGAACAAUAAUGGUGUAAAUUCAAGCAGUGAUGACUUUCAUCAUCAUGUAUCACGCGGACGAGGGCAUCAAUUGCAUUCACAUCAUUCCCAUGAAGCUAGUGGCGGGGAGAGCUCUGAUGGUUCACGUCCUGGGACUCCACUCUGCGAUGAGCGACCUGAAGUUAUUCCUAGUGAACCCCGCCGCAUUCCACGUGAUCGUCCAUUUGAACCUAUGAUAUUGCCCUUGCCAAAAUUUGGAAUACAAUUUUUUCAGCAAUAUCGAAAUGGCGGAAUGGGUGGACCUAUUGUUGGAACAAGUCAACCUACAAAUAUAUCAAUGCAUGGAAAUAGCUUAACUAAUCCUUACUUAGUCUCUGGUGCACAUAUAUUGUCAAACAAUAAUUUAAGUGGCAGUUGCAGUUACAUUAAUUCUAGUCUUAGUCAUAAUAUAGCGUCCUCUGCACCAGCAGCUAACAUGAUGAGCCCCGCGGCACGCUAUUCACAUUGGCGAUCGCAUCACCAUCAUCAUCAUCAUCAGCAUCAGCAUUAUGGUCAUGUAUCGGGUACUUCUGGUAUUAUUAAUUCCUCAAUGUCAGCUACAGCAUUGGUAAGUCCUAUGAGAACCCGCUCGUUAAGCACAAAUUCUAGUGAUUCGGAUGUGCCCGUACAACCAACUGACAGUCCUUCCUUAGAAGAACGCAUUCGAACUCUUGAUGAAAUGUAUGAACGAUGGUCUGGUGGGGGUACCAGUUAUGCAAUGGGUGGAAACAUUGUAAAGAAAAAUGAAUAUGUCCGCCACCCAGAUUUUAAACAAAUAUUUCGUCCCAAUGAAGUGGUAAAUAGUGGACAGUGGCCACCACAGAGACCGGAAGAAUUUUGUAACAAUGUUCCGAACUGGCGACAAGCACCACCACAGCCAGAUCAACAUGUUGCAAAUGUUCCUCUUCCGGGUCCUACUGCAGGCAAUAAUACACCUUUACCGACGACUCCAUCUCAAAAAUCAUUUGAUGCUGAGGUUCAUGAAGUACAUCCAUCUGAUAUAGUAAAAUCUGUACUGGCUAAAAAAUCAAUUUUUGAUGAUGAUUUCCAACGACUUAAGAAAAAUCAGUGGUACGAACCUUUCAGUGAAUCUUCACAGAUGCCGAAAAGUACAACUAGCAUUUGCACUUCGCCAAGUUUACCUAAUUUGGCAGUUACAAAAACACCCGUGGUUGGAAGUAGCAGCGUUAGUGUUAGUACUGGUAAAUCGUAUCAUUUAAUGCAGCGGCUAAGCAGUUUGUCACCAAUGAAUUCACCUCAAGCAUCAAUGUCACCAUAUAAUAGCCCAUCGCCAUCCCCAUCAGUGGGGACUGUUAAUCAGACAGCACCUAUUACUAAACCUUCAACGACAAUAGCACCUAUUCCAAUUGUAUUAACAACACAACAGAGUAUACCUGCUUCAACAAGCCCGUCUACAGCACCAAAAGGCCUGCAAUAUCCAUUCCCUAGUCAUCCUCCUUUACCAAGCAGUGCAGCACCUUCACCUUCAGCGCAACCGGCACCUCCUAGUGGACCUGCUCCGGCUGAGUCCUUUACACAAUCAUCUGGUGGACUGAAAUCAAUUAUUAAAUCGUUCAGUGUUCCAGCGCAGGGAAUGGAUGAGUUUGUUACAGAGAAUAUAGAAGGUAGACCAGCCUUUUCUGAAACACGCUUACUAACAAAAUCCCUUUCUGUACCCAAUAACACAGUGAAAGGGUCUUUUAACCAAAUAUCUUCUGUUGAGCAACAUAUGCCAGUCACUAAUAGUUCCUUAUCUUCUUCUCAUCAACAAACUGAAGAAAUCUCUAGCCACUCAAAAUUACCAUCUGGAUCUCUGGUUAACUCUAAAAACAAUGAAAAGUCAAAUAAAAGUAAAAGAAGCAGCUCUGAAAGAAAAAGCAUUAAUCGAAUGACAGAAAAGCGAAGACAUCAACUACUAUCAGAAGAACAUUCAACCAACAAAAUCAAUUCAAGUGAUUGUGAAGAUAAGGAUCUAGAUAUUUUUAAUAGAAAGUAUUUGGAUUACGAGAAAAUAGAUAAAGAAAAAGAAAAACGUGACAAGCAAAAUAAAAACCAAUUACGUGAUAAUGAUGUGUCAGAAUCAGAAACAGGAAAAUAUGAGCAAGAACAAAAAGAUAAACAAGAACGUAUGGAAGGAAGGGAGAAGAAAGAACAAGAUCAUCUUGGAAAAUCGGAUAAUUUUCAUGUUGAAAGAAAAUCCAAAACAAGAGGAAAUGAAUUAGUUGAUUGUGAUACAGUUAAUGAACAGCAAGACAAGCAAAUAGAUUUAACAAAGUAUGCAUCUAAUACACCUUACGUUCCAGUUUGUGAUAAUCAAGAUUUUCUUUAUGACAGUAAUCUUCAAACAAACAAAGAAAGUUCAACCGAUGGGAACAGUUCUUCAAUGGAAACAACUAAACAGCGUAGACAAAAAUCAUGUGAGUCGCCCAGUCGAAACUCAAAAAGACGUGCUAGUUCACAAGACAGUGAUGGUACAACUACCGGUACAAAGAAGAUUGAUGAGUACAAUAAACGUUUUAAAAUUGACCAAACAUCUGAAUCCCAUAGAAGUGAAAGUCAAAGUAAUCAAAUGCCAUAUACUGUUCCUCAAAAGUUUCAUUCAAGUCAUCAAUCUAAAAAGAAUUGUAACUUAGAUGACAAGGUAAAAUCGAAAGAUGCAAAACCUAAAGGAAAACAUAAACAAAAAUUAUCACAGCAACAUUAUGAUGAUAGCGUUAAUAUGAAUUUGGACGGUGUUGGAGAUAAUCUAGAAGAUAAAAUGAAAUACCAGAUUGACGAACAAUCAGAACACGAGCAAAGUAAUCCAUUCGCUCAUAUGAAGCAUAACUUUAAUAAAAAAGAUGAUAGUUCAUCGACAUCACAACGGCAAACACAAGUGACCAAGGUUGUAAAUCAACAGAAACAACAUCGUGAUCACUCACGUCAUAAAGGUAAAAGAGAGCAUCGUGAGAAGAAAAGACAUUCCGUAAAUGAUUCAUUGUCUGCAUCGAUUGUGGCUAAUAAUAAUGUCACUGACGAAGAUGUGUUGGGUAUAUCUUAUAACUCGAAUCGACGAUGUUCAAUAAGUGGUGUUUCGACCGAAAAUGUUAAAGUCAAAAAUGAGCAACAGAAUGACAAUCGUAAUGAGGGACAUAAAUCACCUCAAUGUUCAGAAGAGACAACACCUGUAAAUCAGCAGCAGCAGCACCAGCACCAGCAACAACAACAAUCAAAUUUAGGUAGUCGACAAGGUAAUAACCUUAAAAAUACACCAUCCAGAAAAGUUAACUUAAGUUCUGCAGAUUCAGACUAUUCUGAUGAAGCGUUAGCUGGAAAGAAACAUUCCAUAUUUGACAUACCAGAUGAUGGUCCCUAUGUGUCUAUGUAUGAUAAGGUUAAAGCUCGUUCAUGUAAAAAUAUGCAAAAACAGGAGGAAGAGAAAAAAAUUAAAGCCAAAUUUUCACAACUCAAGCAAUGUCGCGCUAAAAGAGUGGAGAAGAAGAGGUCUACUAGCUAUGAUGGUGAUUCAGAUUCUGACUUUGAAGAACGAAAUCAUAGAGGUGGUGACAAUCAUCCCGGCUUAAAAUCAUCUGGUGAUGAGGGUUAUAAUAAUGUCAAUAAAAGCAAGCGUUCUAUUUCAAAUACUAACGCCAAAAAGGUGUUUUCAGAUUCUGAUUCGGUGGUUGUAACAAAUGAAGGAUGUCGCAAACAAAAAGUCAAGAAUGUAAAGCGACAGUGCGAUGGUGAUGAAAGUUCAGAUGAUGAAAUUCGGAGAAAUGUACGCAUAAAAUCAUCACCAAGUAAAAAGAUUGUAAAUAAACGCAAUUGCUAUACUUCAAGAAUAGCUUCCGAUUCUGAAUCACAAUCGGCACCAGAUAUUAAAAUUAAAGUUGAAAAGAAAAAUAAUGAUUGCGACAUAAUAAUAAAUAAAUUUAAUAAGAAAAUUAAAAAAGAAUUAAGUCUUCCAGAUCCUCCAAAUGCUGAUAUUAAGCCGAAACGCCGUUGCUCAGUAUCAUCUUUAGACGAGCAACAAGUUUGUGGUGGUAAUGAAUCGGCAAAUAUUAUAUCUGCCGAUGAAAUUAAAAAGGAGUUCAAAGAUUUAUUUGACAAUUCCUUUGUUAGUGAUAACUAUGUUUACAAUUCAGAAGAUCAGCAGAAAAUAAAAACUCCACAACAUUUCUCAACAGAAAGUAGAAGAAAACAUAAAAAGAACAAAAAGCGUUUAAAGGCUUCAUUACCAUUAAUUGAUCCAGCAAAUCAAUCUACAGAUACUGACACUUUAACCCCAAUCGAAUCAAAUAUAUACAAAGUCUCUUCAGCUGAAAUGAAAUCAAAUAAAAUUUCUCCAUCGUUUGAUCCAUUUGAUGAACUUAAACGAGAGUCAGCUGUUUCCUCCAAUCUGUUUAUGAAUAAUAUUGUAGGUGAUGUACUUUGUACUGAGAAAAAGCGUCAUAAAGAUAGGAAGGAAAAGAAACGUGACAAAGGUCGUAAUAUUAAUGAAUAUGGUAGCAGUAUUGAACAUGAAAAAUUAAGUAAAGAAGAUCGUCAUCGGUUGAAGAAGGCUAAAAAAUCUAAAAACCUUGAUGCAUCUCGUAUAUUCUGCAAAAUUGCAUCUGCUUCUGUGCCAUUUUCACAUAAACGUGGUGAUGAAAAAAUGGAAGAUAUAUUUGGUCCGAUUUCAGAUGAAGAAUCACAGUUUGCUGAUAGCACAUUAAAGGAAUUUUCUUCACCGUCAAGAAGUAAUGCAAAUAUUUCGACUUCUUCUAGUAUAGCUGGACCGGUUGUAUCAGCAGCUUUAAAUCCAUAUAAACAGGAACCGCUUACUCCAAAAUCGCAUACGGUUGAGGAAAAUGAAGAAAAUAAACAGAAAUUAUGUAGUGCAUACAUUGAUCGAGAACGACAUCGAAAAGAUAAACGUGAGAAAAAACGAAAGGAGCGCGAGAAGUCGCGUGAACAACAUGCGCUAUCAGUGCUUCAACAACAUCCCAAACAGUUAGACGAUGAAAAUAGUGUUGAUUUAGAUGAAGCAGGACGUGCACUAGAAGCACAACUAAUGGAAGAUUCUGAUAAUAAAAACAAUGAAGAUGCUACUCCUUCAACAACUGCAACAUACCGUAGUGAUAUGACUGAUGUAUUUCGUUUCUCUGAUGGUGAUGAAAAUUCAUUGGAAAUUUUGUCACAAAAUACUACACAAGAAAAGCAAACUGUAAACGAGAUAAACAUAAAUGAAUUACAAGGAGUUCAUAAAAUUGCGCAACAGCCCCAAUUUAAUAUUAAAGGCAAAGAGAAAAAGAAAAAGAAGAAGCGUUCUAAGGAAGAGAAACAUAAUCACCAGCGACGAGAGUUGAAUUUACCCUCAUCAUCACAACAUAUUCAACAUUUUGGUAUUUCACCACCAACAAUUGUAAGACCAAGUACGGAAACACAAUCAUCUUCAAAAGAGUUAAAUAAAUUGGAUCAGCUCGAAGAAGAAUCGAUUUUAUCCAUGUUGAAACCAUCUCCAAGUUUACCAUGUCUUAUUGGUGAUGAUGAUUACGCAGAUCUGGACUCAAAUAUAAAAACACCGAAAAUGAUCCAUAAUAAAUCUGUAACUGUAGUUCCACUAUCUCCAAUGCGUGAGUUAAAAAUAAUAAGUCCAAUUCCUAAAACACCUACUACGACAAAUUUAAAUACUUCGAAUGAGAAAUUUACACCUUCAACUCCUGUGUGCUCUAGUUUUGAUUCUGCAAAUAUGAAUAAAUCUAAAGCUACACUUAAGUCACCUUUUUCGAGCGAUCAAAUGAAUGAAUCAAUAAGUUCAUUAUCGUCAUCGAUUUCUAUACCACCAGCGACAACAACUAAGAAGAAAGAAAUAUAUAUUCCUGGUUUUGACGGAGAAGUUGAUGAAAAAAUAAGUGAAUCAGCUGUUCAAUCUAUUUCUGCAGAAUAUAGUUCUUCCGUUUUAGAUUCUAAUGAUAAACUGAAAAUUCCUAUCCAAUCUCCACCAGACUCAUCAAAACAUUUGGAUAAAACUGAGGAUACAAAAUCACGAGUUGUUAUAUCUCAAGAAGAAACAGAAAGCGCGGUUUCAGCUUUACUUGGUGAAAGUUUUGGUAACUCUUCAAAUCCUGAUUAUUCAUUCAAUGAUGAUGUAUUAGACGACUUAACAGUAAUUGAAAAUACCUCUGAAGAAGUGGAUGAAGAAACAGUAUUAGCUGCUAAAGUAAUUGAGACAAGCGAACAACUGCAGCCGGAGGAAGAUGCUGAAGAAAUUUGUAAAGCUGUGCAAAGCUUAAAUAACGAUGAUAUAAAUAUUAAAGUGGAUACCCCGCAGUCUGAAAGAGAACUUCAAAUUGAUACUGAUACUGAAGAGAAUAUCGAAGAAAGCCAAAGUUGCAUGCAUCAGAUAAAAACCGAUGAAGAUUUAUCAAGUCAGUCUUUACAAAGUACUAUGGAUACUCAAGAAGAAACUACUAAAGUGGUUGAUCAACAAACUUUAACAUCAACUACUUUGCAAUCAGUCAUUACAAAAUUAAAUACUGAAACCACAGAGAAACAAAUAAAGAGUGAGUCACUUUUUACAACACCACCAACAGGCAUCCAUCAUUCACAAGCCAAUAAUCCCAUAACAAUAAUAAAAGAUGAAAAAAUUCAAGAAAAAUCGAAUAUUGAAUCUUCUGCCCGUUUCACCUUACCAAUUCCAAACAUUGGCCAUGUAGAACAACCUACAUUAGUAACAACGGCUUCAAUUUCAUUAUUCUGUACGUCAUCAACAGUUAAUACAAUUCCAAUUACAAACACAACAGUUACUCGCUCGACACUAAAGGAGAGUGUAAUUUCAUGCGACGCUCAACCACCUACUAUAUUAAUUCCAGACUUGCCACCACACUUUGUUGCACCGCAAUCUUCAAAAUCACCAGAAUGUGACACUAUACUGCUUUCUCCGCAACAUCAUAAUAAACUAAGUAUCGCUGUUUCACAAGGUACUACAUCACCGCAUAGUCCUCAAAUACAUGCAACCUCUCACAGCAGUACACCUAUUAAGCAAAUAUGUCCAGUUACCACGAUGCCUUCAUUAACUAAUCAAAACGUAGUUAUUACUUCAGGUUCAACGCAUCCGCAAAGUCCUUUAAUGAAUAGAAUACAACCGCAAAUAAAAGUUAUUAAUAGUCAAAUUUCAAAUCCAACUGCUUUGCAUACACAACAGAGGGCUAAUUUGCCAUCACCAUCAACAUCAGUUUCGGAUGGACUGUCUGCAAAUAUGGGUAAUAUACCGUCCUCUCCUAAGUCUAUAAUUGAUCAGCAUUCCGCUCAAAGCAUUUUGCCAAUGCAAAUACAAAAAAUAUCACCUGUUUCAACACAUCCAACGAUUAUCAGCAAAGUUGUAAACGUGCAAACUCAACCAACACAAGUUUUGUCAAGAGUCCCUCCUCAAUCAAAAAGUAUGUUUUCACCUACUUCACAAAAGCAUCAGCAAUUACAAAUUCAACAGCAGCCACAGCAGCAACAACAAUCGCUGCAGCAGCAGCAGCAGCAACAGCAACAGCAACAUUCGCCUCAAAUAUUGCAACAAGCUAAAAUGACACCUCAACAACAGCAGUUUAUUUGUGAUGCAACAAUUCUUAGCGCUCAAGAGCAACAAAAGCAGCAACAAUAUCAUCAGCACAUUAUGCAGCAACCACAACAAAAUCAACAACUGCAGCAACGUCAUCAGAUUCAGCAACAUGUUUACCCGCAAGCCCAGCAAAAUGUACAUUUACAAAAUCCGCAACAAACAUCCAAUCCAAUAUUCAAUGCUUCAUCGACACCUCAACAAAAUCCGGGUUCGCAGCAUCUAUCAAUGCCAACAAUGCAACAGACACAACUGAAGCCGCUUCAAAUAAUAAACUCAAAUAGUAAACCAACGCAGAAUUCACCAAACUUAUUAAUUCUGCGACAACAACAAGUUGGGCAAUUGCAGGAAGUACCGCAAGUGUCUUCGCAUAAUCAAGUUUCGCAGAAUGUUAUUCAAUGUUCACAAUCACCACCUUUAUAUAUUAAAUCUCAAAGUUCUGUUGGCAUAUCACCGCAAUAUCGAAACGUCUCUGUACCGAGAAUAACAACGCAGCAUCAACCAUCGCAUGCAUUAUAUCACCACGCAAAUGCUGGUGCUUCUAUAUCGCAACCUCACACUUCUCCUCAACAGCGUAUAAUUGUCAAAAACUCCUUAACCAAUUCACCAUCAACAACUGACUCCUCGCACAAUUCUGGGGCAGAUGAUGUGCUAAAUACAUCGUCUUUAGUUGAUAAAGAUGUGGUUCCAAGUUCGAAUACUGCUGUUGAAACACGAACAAAAGUGGACGACAAAAACGUGAAAGCUUUAGAUGCUACUGAAAAACCCGUAAAAAUUGUAGAAAAUAUUUCUGUUAUUAGAACUCCUACACCAACAGUUGUUGCUAAGGACAGUAAUAGUGCUCUUUUAAAUGACGAAUGUCUAUCAAAGUUUGAUAAUUCUAAAAAUUAUUCAAAUCAGAACACGAAAGAUGACAAUGACUAUUGGCUAGUGAAGGAAGUGGGCAUAGAUUCAGUUAUUAAAAAGAUUGAUACCAUAAAUAAAGAUGAAAGACAACAAUCGGAUCAAACUCAAGCGAAAAAUCUUGACAUAAUAAAACCGAACUAUUCCAUGACAUCUUCCUCUUCAAAUCCAAUAGAAACUUUAAAAGAUCAAGCAAUUGAAAGUUCUAAAACAACAAGUUCCUUAAGCUUAAAUACAUCAUUACCUUCUAUUGAUAAUGACACCGAAAUCAGUGGAAAAAUAAACGAGCAGCAAGGCAAUGUUCGGGGUGGAACAACAAAACGUGGUCGACAACCAAGAGGAGGCAAGAAACAAGCAUGUCCAACUUUACCACAGUCGCCUAUUCAGACUAUUGAGUCAGAAAUAGGUAUGCAAACUCGUUUGCGCAAACCUACAUCGAUUACACUUAUGACUCGUGGACGAAAAGGCCGACCACCUCGCAGUAAUGUUGGCCCACAACGCAUAAUACAACAACAAAAAGUAGCUGCAGAAACAGCGUGUCAAGAAGAUAGAGAACACCAUCAAGAAGAACAAUUCCAGCAAUCAGAUCAGAUAAAGCAACAACAGACAAAAGUUCCUGAAACGCAAAAUGUACAUACUGCAGUUAAUGUAACAUCUGAAAAACAAGAAGCAACAUCAUCCUCCAUAACAUCUGUUGCAGAAGAUCAAGAUGUGUAUGAGUUCCAUGACGACUCGGGUGAGGAGUCAAAGGCAGCAAAAGAAGCACUUUCGCAAUCAGCAAGUGCUGCACGCCCGCGUUUAAUACUAACAAUCAAAAGUCCUGGACAAUCGCCACCUUUAUCAAAAACAAAGGAUAAACAAAAUUUACCAAAUGAACUUAAUUUAGGUGAUGCUGACGUCUUACAACAAACAUCUGAACAAUUAGCUGCUGAAUGUACAGAACAAGAGAAACCGGAAUCUACGGUUCAACAGCAGCUAACUUAUUUAUCAGAUAAUUCUGAAAGUUCUACGUCAGUGAAUGUUGCUUCUUUAGCAGUAAUGAAUACACGUAAAUCACGUAGGCUUAUUGAAAAAGACCGUAGUACCAUUGAUGAUAUAAUUGAAGAUGUCGUACGUAAUACACAAAUGUCAUCAGUUAUAGCGAAAGGUGCACAAACUCCUCCAAGACGUUCUGGAAGAAAUUCAAACCUAAAGAAAGGACCCGAGACGGUAGUACCCGUUGUAAAUGCAGUAGGUCGCCCUAGACGUAAUAAGGAUAUCAAAUCCGCAUUCGAAAAUAUAACAGUUCAGGAUACAAAUGUAGAUAAGAAAAUAAAUUUGUUGGAACAAUCGACUGAACAAUAUUCUGCGAAAACUAAAGAAAAAGCAAUAGAAAGCACUGAAACAAAAGCAUCAACAGCUGCAAUAUCAGAAAAGCUAACAACUUCUCAAGAACAACUUGAUCAACACCAGAAUCUACAGCAGUCAUCUACUCCUACAUUACAGUUGUCUACAUCUGCAAUUCCUCAACAUCCAAAAAAGAAAGCUAUUGCUGCUGCUGAAAUUGAUUCUCGUAUAACAAUCACAAAUAUUCGAUCAGGUAGUCCAGUAACGCACACAAAAGAAAUCGCUGUCAUUCAAAGUCCAACAGCAGAAAUAUUGAAAGCUAAUGUUGAACCUGUUUUGAGUGGAUGUUCUUCAAAGAAGAAAGAAGAAGCAAUACACUCAUCACCAUCAACUUCAACUAACAAACAAUUGGCAAGUGAUACACAAAACACAGUACAGUCAUUGAUUACAUCGCCUUCUAGCUUGUCCAGUUCUGAUAAAGUCAUGCAGUCAGAUAAAAACACUAAACUGAUUAAAGCAUCAGGAUCUAGUCAAGUGAGUUACAGUGCAAUAGGGGCACCUACAAAAUCACCACAAGUAGAAGAGGUUUUGCCUCAACCAAAAACACAAGUGUCACUUGUCAACAAACCUGUUAGUGUUGUAGUGAAGACAUCUACAGCGACUCCUCCAAUAAUUCAGCAACACCUGAUUCAACCACAUGUAAUGCAUACGCCCACUAAGCAACCAAUUAUGGUCCAGCAAUGCCCUACUGUAAUGCAUACACAACAGACGAACCUGAAUAUACAAACACUAAAAGCUCAUGUACUUAAUGGACAAACAAUACCUGUUGCAUCACACCAGCAACAGCAACAGCAUAUAGUGAUGUCUAAUUCAGGUCAUCCAACUUCGUCUAGCAAUGUUGUUCGGCAAUCUCACCAGUCACAACAGCCCCAUCAGACACAUCAACCGCAUCAACAACAUCAACCGCUCCAAUCUCAAUCUCAAUCUCAUCAAUCACAACAACAACAGCAGAGUCAACAACAAACGCAGUUGCAACAACAUCAGCCGUUACAGCAGCACCAAGUGCUGCAACAGCAUACGCAACAACAGUCGCAUCAACAGUCGCAUCAACAACAACAGUCGCAUCAACAACAACAGUCGCAUCAACAACAACAGUCGCAUCAACAACAACAACCCCAUUCGCAGCAACAAGCGCAUUCGCAACAACAAGCGCAUUCGCAGCAACAAGCGCAUUCGCAACAACAAGCGCAUUCGCAGCAACAAGCGCAUUCGCAACAGCAACACCCACCACAACUACAUGCACAGCAACAUCAACAACAGCAACAUCCACAUCCACAACAGCAGCAUUCACAUUCGCAACAGCAUCCACCACCACAGCAUCCACAACAACAGCAUCCACCACAACAACAUCCACAACAACAGCAUCCACAACAACAGCAUCCACAACAACAGCAUUCUCAACAACAGCAUCCACCACAACAGCAUCCAUCACAACAUUUACAACAGCAACAUCCACAGCAACAUCCACAGCAACAACAUCGACAGCAGUCACAGCACUAUAGUCAACAACACCAACAGAAGCAUGUUGCAAAUAUUCCAACGCCACACGCAAAUAAUUCGUCAGCAAAUUUGCCAAAUUGCAUUCAACAACAUCCAAAGCAACAAAAGCAGACUUUUGUAAUAAAGCAAACUCAAAUAGCACAGCAACAGAAUCCGCAACCACACCAGCAACAACAUCAGCAACAACAUCAGCAUCCACAUCAGCUGCAUACAUUACAUGUUGCAACCUCCAAAAUACCUACCUUAUCUCAACAGUCAGCUGGUGCUCCACAUUUAGCACCAACACAUCAAAACAUUCACAGUACAAAGGAACCACAAAUGGGUUUCCCAAUGCAAGGUAGUCAACCGCAUAUUACAGUCCAACCACAAAAUACUGAUCAAUCGGUUCAUGUAAAAGGUAGUGCAAUCCAGCAACAGCAUAUAACAACAAAUCAGUUGCAUCAUCAAAAGCAACCGCAAAUUCCGGUUGAAGUAUCUGUUGUAAACCAACAACUAAAUAAAAUACCACAACAGCACGCACCGUUAGUAAUGCCUACCAGUUUAAUGGGCAUACCAUUGUCCUCAUUAAUUUUGCAACCGAAGAAACCGUCUCAUUUGCAAGUAGGUCAACAGCAACUAACGCCAUCACCUCCUCUUACUCAGCAGCAUAUUUCGAAUUCUACAACUAAUAAACAAGUAAAUAGCAUUCCACCUAGUUUUAAUAGCCAAAACGCACCAUCCCUAAUCUCCACCAGCAUUGAAAGUCCACCACCGACUGCAAUAAAACAGCAACAAACAAAUCCAAUUGGCGCAUCUAGUUCUAUUCCACCGAUAAGCUCACAAGGACAAUCCCGUGUAGCACCGUUAAUUCUGUCGUCUAGCAUGCCAGUACCACCAUUUGAUGCGAAUAUGCAUGAUAUCGGGAGUUAUAACUCUCCAAGUGCUUGUGUGCGUUCCACUCAAAGUCCGCCACCUGCUCACCAGCAGAUAUCUCCAAUAACUCCGGGUGAACCGAAUUUCACAUCAAGUUCUAUACGAAAUGUACCGCCACGUGAACAUUUCAUGAUAUAUCAUCAACAAUUGCUGCGAACACAAGAAUCGAUGCGGUGUCCCACUGAAUUUGAUGAAAAAGUUCUUGGUAGCAGUCCACCACUUGAAUUGCGUCGUCCCAGUAAUAUACCACGUGCUAUAGCAGUACCGCACAAUUUACAAAGUCCUCAAGAUAGAGCUACAGAUUCACCACAAGUUCAACAAGUGUACGUACAUAAUACACGUAUACAACAUCCACAUUUUGCAGAGAUGCCUGGGCGAGGUUUUUAUGAAGCGCCAGGUCGUCAAAUACCAAUUGAGCCUCCACCAGCUCAUCGCUCAGCACCAGCUCAUACAGUUGUUGGUCCACACCUGGUAGUGCCUCCACCAGUUAAAUCAGGUGGUAGUACAUUUAUUGGUGCACCUAGCGUUCAGUCACCACCGGCUCCUCCAUCUAGUGCAGCAGUGUGUUCCACUAAUUUGAAUGCUAAACUUAUUGAACGCGAACGGAAACAAGAGCAACAGCAAAGAGAAAAAGAACGAAUGAGUGUAGCAGACUUUCAUAUAAAUCCAUCUGCUACUACAACAAUUAUAGAUAAACUUGCCACGACAAUGUCUCCAGUAGCAGGACGCAAUGUCCAUGUUGGCACAUCAGCACAUGCUACACAGGCAACACCACCACCUCAGGCUGAUUCAUUACCAACUCUACUGCAACGAUAUCCAGUUAUGUGGCAGGGAUUACUGGCACUCAAAACAGACCAAGCGGCCGUCCAAAUGCAUUUCGUUUUUGGAAAUCCCCACGUUGCCCGAGCAUCCUUGCCAUGCAAUAGUGAUGGUAGCACGCCUCCUUUGCGUAUAGCUCAACGUAUGCGACUUGAACAAACGCAACUGGAAGGCGUAACCAAGAAGAUGCAGUUUGAAAACGAACAUUGUAUGUUGCUUGCUUUACCGUGUGGCCGUGACCAUGCCGAUGUUCUGCAGCAAUCCCGCAAUUUACAAACCGGCUUUAUAACGUACCUCCAACAAAAAAUGGCAGCUGGUAUCGUAAAUAUUCCAGUACCAGGAAGUGAACAAGCAGCCUACGUAGUGCACAUAUUUCCGUCCUGUGAUUUUGCCAACGAAAAUUUGGAGCGUGCAGCACCUGAUCUGAAAAAUCGUGUCGCUGAAAUCGCGCAUCUAUUGAUUGUGAUUGCGACAGUAUAAAACAUAAAGAAUACUAAGACUUUAUCGAAACCAACCAAUUUGAAGAGUAAAUAACCUAACAGUCCAAAUCUUAAAAUUUUAAAUGAUUAACAAAGUUGACUAAAAUUAUUAAACAAAAACAAAACAAAAAAAAAAUAAAUAAAAUGCGAUAUGUAAAUAUUAUUAUAUGCUUGGGUACGAUCUAAAUACACUUAUACAUUCUAGUAAUAUAAAGCUACUUUAAAGGUUCCAAAGGAAAUGUUCCAUUAUGUGUAUAUACUUGUAUUUAUAUGGAUGAAUAAAACACUUAAGAAACCAAAUUCAAUAAAAAAAAAAUUAAAGUUAUAGUAUCUUAACUCUAAUAAAUUAAUAAGACGAAAUCACAAUACAAUGGCGUAUAUAUAAUGAUAAUGUUAAUUGUAGUUUAAUAUACUUGUUUUAAGAAUAAAAUUUAUUAUAGGUUUUUAAGGAGGUUUAAGCUAUUACUUUUAUUCACAACAUUAAUAUUAA
Molecule: messenger RNA, 17569 nt
Organism: Teleopsis dalmanni
Lineage: Eukaryota; Metazoa; Arthropoda; Insecta; Diptera; Diopsidae
Gene: spen
Product: protein split ends
Exons: 15
Coding region: 242-17080 (5612 amino acids)
Biological process (GO): regulation of transcription by RNA polymerase II
Cellular component (GO): nucleus
Molecular function (GO): mRNA binding
Source: RefSeq, a predicted model, not a curated record